Molecule: messenger RNA, 1032 nt
Organism: Naegleria lovaniensis
Lineage: Eukaryota; Heterolobosea; Eutetramitea; Acrasida; Naegleriidae
Exons: 2
Coding region: 1-1032 (343 amino acids)
Source: RefSeq, a predicted model, not a curated record
AUGAUGAGCCUGAUUUCGUUGAUCUCGUUCAUCAUCAUCCUGGUAUUUGUUUCAAUAGAACAAGUACGGGCUGCACAGCCUCUUUCCUAUCCACUUCCUAAAUUCAAUAUUCAACCACAAACGCUCUCCAUUUCAGGCUUAUCUUCCGGAGCUUAUAUGGCUGUACAGUUUUCAGUGGCUUUCAGUUCCUCUAAUCGUGGAGUGGGUGUUUUUGCAGGUGGUCCUUACUAUUGUGCUCGGGGAGAUUUUGCAACGGCAAAUGCUGCUUGUAUGAAGGUUGCGAGUAUGAUUGAUUUGGCAACUUUGCAGAAAGAUAUUCUCUCGUUUCAAUCGAAUGGAUUCAUUGACCCAAUUGCUAAUAUUGCUCAAAAACAUCGAGUGUAUUUAUUUAGUGGUACCAAGGACUAUAUUGUCUUUCCAGAAGUGAUGAAAAAGUUGAAGGAUCAAUAUGUGAAACAAUUGGGAUUGGAUGAGAAGAAGAUUGUGAGCGAUUUUGAUGUUCCAGCUUCACAUGCCAUGAUUACUAAUAAUUAUGGAGCAAAGUGUGAUGCAUUUGGUUCCCCAUUCAUUAAUAAUUGCAAUUUGGAUGGUGCUUCAAAAGCUCUUGAAACUAUUCUGACCUCCCAAAAUUAUACCUCCACUGUGGUCACACCUGACAUUAACAACAAUUUCCAUUUAUUUUCUCAAAGCAAUGCCUAUUCAGCAACGUCCUUCGAUGACUAUGGUUACAUUUAUAUUCCAACUGGUUGUAAGAAUGGUGAUGCUUGUAGAGUACAUGUUGCUUUCCAUGGCUGUCUUCAAGGAAGAUCCUUUGUGAAUGAUGUCUUUGCUCAACAUGCCGGUUAUUUGGAACAUGCUGAGGCCAAUAAUAUCAUUUUUAUAUUCCCACAAGUUAAGGGCAUCUCUGGUAACAAUAACGGUUGUUGGAAUUGGUUUGGCUAUGGAAGUGAUCAUGAUUUGUAUGCUACCAAACAAGGAGAGCAAAUGAAAGCCGUUCGAAACAUGCUUGCUGAUCUUGGUGUUGACAUUUAA